AUGAAUUUUAAUACUAUAAAUAUGAUAAUGAAUCGGGGAUUUUUGAAUCCAUAUAAUUGUCGGUAUGAUUUUAAUUUCCGGUAUCCUCAAUUGUACGAAGAACCAUUUGUUAGAUUUCGUUAUUUAUAUGACUGCUAUCCUUUUUAUCACAAUUCUUAUCUACGGACCGAUCAUCAUGUAAUAAAUUCACCAUCAUUUUGGGAAAAACGAUAUCAAGUUUUGUUGGGUUUCAAAUCUAUCUCUUUUAAUGUGAAGGUAAAAACUGUUGGAAAAAAUACGCAAUGGUUCAAGCCACUUAUUACUGUCUCAUAA
This is a messenger RNA of Cotesia congregata, 312 nucleotides long. NCBI's taxonomy places the organism in Eukaryota, Metazoa, Arthropoda, Insecta, Hymenoptera, Braconidae. The record is from the annotation of a GenBank genome assembly.